AUGACCUCUCUAUAUGCCCGUCUGCAGUACUAUAAGGUCUCAUCAGACGAAAUCAUGACGAAGAGACUGUACUUCUCUGUACUUCUGACACCCAGAAGGACUGACAGUAUGAGGAUCGUCACCCUUUCAACCAUCUUAACCGGUGCUCUUGCGUUUGGCCUCGUGGCAGCUCAAACGCCGGACCCCUCAAAUGGACAUUGGGUCGAUACUUGGACCGCGACGCCGCAACUUACAGAAGCAAGUGGUCUUCCUCCGCCUCCCUUUAAUACAUCAGCAAACAUAUUCGAAAACGCUACUCUUCGACAGACUCUGCACCUGUCUCUCGGUGGUCCGUUCAUACGUCUGCGCUUCACCAACGUCUUUGGCACCACGAACCUCCCCGUAUCUGCCGUCACUGUUGCACUCCCGGCAAACGGCUCUUCAGGCGUGAGCGGCAUCCAGCCGGAGACGCUGCAAAAUGUGACGUUCAGCGGCGCGACUUCGUUCAGCAUCCCAAACGGUGCCCUCCUGGUAUCAGAUCCUAUCAACAUGCCACUCGAGCCGAGGAGUGUGAUUAGUGUUAGCAUGUUCUUGGAAAGCGGACAGCAAGGCUUGGACAUCACAUCCCACCCUCUUAGUAUGACGACGAGCUUCUUCGUCAACGGCAAUGCUGUGGAGGAUACGGACUUUGAAGGAGCAGAGAGUGCAGAACACUGGUACUUCGUCAGCGCAGUAGAGGCUUGGGCGCCCAGAGAGUCGGUCACCUUCGCCGUUCUUGGUGAUAGCAUCACCGACGGCAGAGGGAGUGAUGUCGACGGAAACGAUCGGUGGCCCGAUCAGCUGUUCAUACGCAUGCAGAACAACACCAACACCUCCCACAUCGCGCUCAUCGACCAAGGCCUCGACGGCAAUCGCAUACUGGCAGACGGACUCGGACCGAACGCCUUGGGACGUCUCGAUCGUGACAUCCUCUCUCAUUCGGCCGUCAAAUUCGCCAUGAUCUUCGAGGGCGUAAACGAUAUCGGCACCUCAAAUACCGACUCCGCGUCUCAAGCCGCGCUGAUCGACGAGCUCUUGGUUGCGUACCAGCAGAUCAUCAGCCGCGUUCACGCGCUUGGUAUCCCUAUGUUCGCUGCGACUAUCACACCGUUCGGCAACUUCGCUCAGUAUACGGACCCAGCGCGAGAGGCUACGCGUCAAGUCAUCAACAAGUGGAUCAGGACGAGCGGCAAGUUCGAUGCCGUCAUCGAUUUUGACGCCGUGGCGAGGGAUCCGAAUAAUGCCACGGUUCUCGCGCCGGAGUUCGAUUCUGGCGAUGGCCUGCAUCUCAACUCGGUCGGGUACCAUGCACUGGCCAAUGCUAUACCGCUGGAGAUCUUCGACCAGUUUGCUGACGGUGUCAGCGGCUUCGAGUAA
Messenger RNA from Peniophora sp. CBMAI 1063, 1395 nucleotides. Lineage: Eukaryota; Fungi; Basidiomycota; Agaricomycetes; Russulales; Peniophoraceae. The record is from the annotation of a GenBank genome assembly.